AUGAUUUUAUCUAAGAGUGAAGAUGCUGGUCUGCGGAAACUUAACCUUGGUAUAGCUUUUAUGCUAGCUGCAUCGGCUACUUCAGGUUACAAUGCCAGUCAGAUUAACAGUCUUCUUGUCCUUCCAGAGUUUAACAAGUUCCUGAGUGGACUCGAUACAAAUGCGAAAGGCCUCAUCAUUGCUGCUGUCUCUCUUGGUUCCUUCCUGGCUUUUAUCCCCGCUUCAUAUGUCGCCGAUAACUUUGGUCGUCGUUUGUCCGUUGCCAUCGGCGCCACGCUAGUCAUCACCGCAUCCAUUAUCCAAGUAGCUGUCAAGCAGCACUGGGUGUUUUUUGGUGCCCGAGUGGUGACUGGAAUCGGUGUGGGAUUUUCGCAGACUGCUGCUCCAUUGCUUAUCGCAGAGACUGCUCAUCCGAAGCAGCGAAAUACAUUGACUGGUCUUUACAAUGCGGUAUGGUUCUGCGGGUCUAUCACAGCUGCAGGUAUCGCCUUCUCCACGUUGUCGAUUCAUAACAGUUGGUCAUGGCGAGUCCCCUGCAUGUUGCAGGUCUUUUACCCUGUCUUUCAAUUAGUUGGACUAUUCCUGAUUCCGGAAAGCCCGAGGUGGUUGGUUGCAAAUGAUCGCAAAGGGGAGGCACUUGCCAUGCUCAUUCAAUUUCAUGCAAAUGGGGACCCAGCUGAUAAGCUGGUUCGCGCUGAGUAUGACCAGAUUUGCAAUAGUAUCAUUGCGGAGGCGGACAUGGGAUCUGCUAGCCACUGGUCUGCUUUCUUUAGGUCUAAAGGUGACCUCCAUCGGUUUACGAUCUGUGUUCUACUGGGCUUCAUGCAAGAGUGGACUGGCAACGGCGUCACUUCUUAUUAUCUCGCUCCCAUUCUCUCUUCUGUCGGCAUCAAAGAUUCUGUUCACCAAGCCGCUGUAAAUAUCAGUCUCCAAGUAUGGAACCUGAUUUUUGCCGUUGCCGGUGCAAGUACAUCCGACAAAUACGGCAGAAGAACUCUUUGGCUGUGUGCAACAACCCUGAUGCUGAUCUUCCUAUCGACAUCCGAGAUCAUGGCAGGGCUCUUCGCAGAAAUGGGAAUCCUUGCAGCUGGAAUAGCAGUGGUUCCAAUGCUUUUCCUCUUCUGUGGAGCCUAUGAUUUCGCAUAUAUGCCGCUUUUCAUUGCUUACCCUGCCGAAAUUCUUCCCUUUCAACUUCGAGCCAAAGGCCUUGCGAUCACACUUACGACCGACUCUCUUGCUUGCUUCUUCAAUCAAUAUGUCAACCCCGUAGCGUUUGAUGCGCUUCGCUGGCGUUAUUUUUCAAUCUACGUCGGCUGCCUUGUCGUCGUAUUGGCACUUGUCUUCUUCUUCUUCCCCGAGACUCAGGGUAAGUCUCUUGAAGAAGUGUCUCAGAUUUUUGAGAAGAAAGAUGCCAAGGAGGGGGUGAGUCCCACGGAUUCUGAGGGCUCGCAAGAGUUCUACGUGAUGAAGUCUGAGCUGUAG
Molecule: messenger RNA, 1482 nt
Organism: Penicillium maclennaniae
Lineage: Eukaryota; Fungi; Ascomycota; Eurotiomycetes; Eurotiales; Aspergillaceae
Exons: 3
Coding region: 1-1482 (493 amino acids)
Biological process (GO): carbohydrate transport; transmembrane transport
Cellular component (GO): membrane
Molecular function (GO): carbohydrate:proton symporter activity
Source: RefSeq, a predicted model, not a curated record